AUCACACCAUCAAAGCGAACGGUACUUUUUGACGUAUACGCACUGCGCUGCUGCAGGUGUCAACCCGUGAAACAGCUGUUUUGUUCCGAACCUAUUUUGCUAGCUAGUUUUUCGUCCGCAAUCAAAAUCGAUUUUUGGAAAAAGAAAACUUAAAGUUUAUCGAAAUUUCAUCGAGAAAAAAAUUGCACUUCCAGCAGCAAUUAUUUUGUCGAUAGAGAAAGGAACUUUUGCAACACGAGAAAUAACUAGUUUAGUUAGGAAGGUCGACCAUCCGCUGCGCCGGAGAAUGGCCAGCUGUUGAGGGAGGAAUUAGAUUGCUGUUUUGUCACCCCCCUAGAACAGCUGCCAAACAUGAGGAACGUUGUACCGGAUUUGAUCAUCUGCUUCAUCGUGAUCGUCACGGUUACGGUGGUGCGGCUCGUGUCCAACAUCCUGCACGAGAGUCUCGGAGUAGGACCGGGCACGAUUCCGGCGGCCAUCGUCGUCGAUGGGGUCGCAGUGUUUCGGGAGGAGCAGACCCUGACGCUUUCGCAGCUGAUCGAUCGCCGCUCGAAGGAAUACUCCUGGUUGAUUCGGCUAUCGGUGAAUACUUUCGGGUAUUUGUGCGUGUUUGUUCCGGGAGUGUUGAUCUACAAGUACACACGCAGGAUCAAGUAUCUGGAGCGGUCGGACAAGUCACCUUUUUCAAACGUGAUCCGGUUCUGUUUUGGAGGAGCGAGCGAUGGGGAACGAGCUGAUGGACGGGGCCAGGACAAGGGUGGCAAGUCGGGUAAUUCGAUGCGGGAUUUUAUUCUGCUGCUGUGGUGCCUGUUUGGGCUAAUGACGUCCUACUUGACGUGGGGCGUCCUGCAGGAAAAGAUCAUGACGCAAGAGUAUGAGAAUGCGGACAAAAAGAAGGCUCACUUUAAGGAUUCGCAGUUUUUGGUGUUUACGAACCGUGUGCUAGGAUUUAUGAUCACGGCGGUUUACCUGACCGUGAGGAAGCAGCUCAAGCAACGUGCUCCGCUGUACAAAUUCUCGUACGCCUCAUUUUCAAACAUCAUGAGCGCGUGGUUCCAGUACGAAGCGCUCAAGUUCGUCAACUUCCCCACCCAGGUCCUAGCCAAGUCCUGCAAAAUCAUCCCCGUCAUGAUGAUGGGCAAAAUUAUCUCCCGCAACAAGUACGAGUUCUACGAGUACCUCACCGCCAUCAUGAUCUCCGUCGGAAUGAUCUUCUUCCUGACCGGCUCAACGGACGAGUCCAAAACAACCGCCAUGACCACGCUCACCGGUGUCCUGCUCCUCAUCUGCUACAUGACCUUCGACAGCUUCACCUCCAACUGGCAGGGCGAACUGUUCAAAACGUACUCCAUGUCCUCGAUCCAGAUGAUGUGCGGCGUCAACCUGUUCAGCACACUCUUCACCGCCGCCUCUCUCUCCAUGCAGGGCGGCUUCUCAUCCUCGCUCGAAUUCGCCGCCGAACACCCAAAAUUCGUACUCGACUGCGUCGUUCUCUCAAUCUCCUCCGCCAUCGGCCAGCUCUUCAUCUUCUACACGAUCGCCACCUUCGGCGCGGUCGUCUUCACCAUCAUCAUGACCCUCCGGCAGGCGAUCGCCAUUCUGCUCUCCUGUCUGAUCUACAAGCACAGCAUCUCCUUCCUCGGCAUCGUCGGCGUGAUGAUCGUCUUUCUCGCAAUCUUCCUCCGUGUCUACUGCAACCAGCGGCUAAAGGCCAUCAAGCGAAGGCAUGCCGGAACGACGGAAGGGUCCUCGGCCCUCGUUGGCAAGCCGCGACUCAACGUUUGAACGUACCAAAAAGAAAAAAAAAACUUAACCACGUUUUAGUUUUAAACUUAAAAUCGCACAAGGAAGAGUUAACUUAA
This is a messenger RNA of Culex pipiens pallens (northern house mosquito), 1862 nucleotides long. RefSeq names its product adenosine 3'-phospho 5'-phosphosulfate transporter 1 (gene sll). NCBI's taxonomy places the organism in Eukaryota, Metazoa, Arthropoda, Insecta, Diptera, Culicidae. Bases 352 to 1785 code for a protein of 477 amino acids. Gene Ontology annotation, biological process: transmembrane transport. The transcript is spliced from 4 exons. Gene Ontology annotation, cellular component: Golgi membrane; endoplasmic reticulum membrane. Gene Ontology annotation, molecular function: 3'-phosphoadenosine 5'-phosphosulfate transmembrane transporter activity. The record is from RefSeq and is a predicted model, not a curated record.